CCGGACACGUGAUUGUGGACUGGAGAUUAUCAAGAUGGCUGCGCGCAAGGGACAGCACGCGUCUCGUAGUCGGGGAACAGAAGGAAUGGCAGCGGACUCAGCACGGAGGGAUCUGGCUGCUAAACUUGAGGCAGUGCUGGAAAAUCGGGGCAACGCCAACGCUGUGUUUGAUAUCUUGGAGUACCUGGAAUCUCCAAAGGAAGAUAUUGUACAAGCUGCAAUUCGAACGUGCUCUAAAAUGUUUGAAACUUUAUUGGAGAAGGGGGAGCUUUUUGUUGGUGACCUUCCUAAAGAGGAUGAAAGCCUUCCAGAGACAUGCAGUGCUGAAGAAAAGUUCAAGAUGUGGAUGAGGCAUCGGUAUAACAGCUGUGUUACCUGCCUGCUGGAUCUCAUGCAGAAUAGCUAUUUCAAUGUGCAGGAACUAGCACUGUGCACACUUAUGAAGUUCAUCCAACUAGAAGGAAAGUUCCCUCUUGAGAAAGCUGAAUGGAAGGAAAGCUUCUGUUUCCCAUUAUUACUGCUAAAAUCUGUAGUUAACAGCUUGCUGCAGGAGGACGCAGAUGCUCAUUUACUCAUUUCACGAUACCAAGAGUACGUAGAAUAUGAUGACGUUCGUUAUUAUACUAUGGCCGCUACCAGUGAAAUUAUUGCACGUGUUCACCAAAAGAAUAAAGAGGGCUUACCGGUUCUUUUCCAAAACAAUGUUUUUUGCUUGCUUUCAUCCAUAAACAUGCCAGAAGAGGAAGGUGCAUUGUCUAACUUCUUGGUAACUCCCAAAGCAAAAGAUGAAGAUUGGAAGCCAUCAAAACUGAAGGAGCAAAAAAGGGUUUUUGAACGAAUUUGGAUGGGCUUCCUUAAACACAAACUUCAAAUCAACAUGUAUAAGAAAGUACUCUUGAUCAUGCAUGAAUCCAUCCUACCUCACAUGAGCAAGCCAACCUUGAUGAUAGAUUUCCUUACAGCUGCCUAUGAAAUUGGUGGAGCUAUCAGUCUUCUUGCUCUGAAUGGCCUCUUCAUGUUGAUUCAUCAACAUAACCUAGAGUAUCCAGAUUUCUACAAGAAGCUCUACUGCCUUCUUGACCCAUCUGUGUUUCAUGUGAAAUAUCGUGCCCGCUUUUUUCACCUUGCCAAUUUGUUUCUGUCAUCAACGCAUUUACCGGUCUACCUCGUUGCUGCUUUUGCUAAGCGCCUGGCCCGGCUUUCGCUCACAGCACCUCCUCAAGCACUGCUCAUGAUUAUCCCAUUCAUCUGUAAUCUUAUCCGCCGGCACCCAGCUUGUCGCCCUCUCAUCCACCGACCUGCAGCUACUACAGAUCUGAUGAUGGAUCCAUACUGCAUGGAUGAACCAGAUCCAGCAAAAUGCCGGGCACUGGAGAGUUCCCUGUGGGAGCUGGAGGCUCUUCAGACGCACUACCACCCUGAUGUAGUAAGAGCUGCCAAUGUGAUCAGUCGGGCUCUGUCGACACAGGAAAGUGAUAUAUCUGAGCUCCUAGAGAUCUCUUCUUAUGAGCUUUUUGACAAGGAGCUGAAGAAAAAGUUUGGCUCAGUUCCUCUGGAAUUUGAACCAGUGCAAGGACUGCUUGGCAGGAAGCAUGAUAUUAUUGUUGAUCAUUUUGCCCUGUAAUUUUGUUUUCUAUUAAAACAUUCAAAAAUGUA
Bombina bombina (fire-bellied toad) is the source of this 1656-nucleotide messenger RNA. It is a transcript of the gene NOC4L, whose product is annotated as nucleolar complex associated 4 homolog. The coding region runs from base 35 to 1624 and encodes 529 amino acids. The transcript is spliced from 15 exons. Lineage: Eukaryota; Metazoa; Chordata; Amphibia; Anura; Bombinatoridae. Gene Ontology annotation, cellular component: Noc4p-Nop14p complex; nucleolus; small-subunit processome. The record is from RefSeq and is a predicted model, not a curated record. Gene Ontology annotation, biological process: ribosome biogenesis.